Molecule: messenger RNA, 1329 nt
Organism: Clonostachys rhizophaga
Lineage: Eukaryota; Fungi; Ascomycota; Sordariomycetes; Hypocreales; Bionectriaceae
Source: the annotation of a GenBank genome assembly
AUGGGCAAAAACGAAAGAGGACAAAUCGUACGUGAUGGCUUUGUUUACUCACAUGGAAAGUUUCGUGCAGGCCACGUGGACCGUAUGGAAGGAUCUGAGCUACGUGCUAUGUUUCUUCCCAAUUUAUCUCUCGAAGGGCGCCGGGUCUUAGCUAAGGGAGGCGAGGCUUUUGUUCGCGGCCAGCUCCUUCACUACGGAGUCGCGUUUCGUGAGGAUGAAUGUUUAGGCUGCGGUGCGUUACUCAUGAAAAUAUUUUUACGGACGGGAAAACGGGACAAGGUGCCUGACCACAUUCUCUUCCUACGCGCGGAGAUGCACGCCGAGUGGCUCGAUUCCCUCACUCCCGACCAGUUAUCAAGCUAUCCUGAAUUCGCGAUGGAGAAAUAUUUUCUUACCGCGGAGCGUCCAGACAAAGCCAAGACAACAACCCCAGUUGGGAUCCCCUUCGACCGAUAUAGUUCAUCUCGAACAAAAAACAUGCGCGAGGCAGCUCAAAAGGUCGAGGGCCUUCACUGCGCGAAAGGAAUGGGGCCCAAGACACAAACAAUUUUCAUGGGCUGGGAUGAAGAGGCUGUGCGGCAAGCAGCCUUAAGCCAUGCAGGUAAAGAAGCGGCGGAGACUCAAGUAGCAGAGAAACAGCGCGAAGAAAAGCGUGACAAGCUACAUCAGGAAUGUCAGAUGACUUAUUCACCUGUUGGUCACUACAUUGUCGACUGUGAAGAAAUUGAACAGGGCUGGGAUGAUGUCAAGGACCUGAAUCUUGAUAUUAAUGAAACUGAUCAAGAUGGAAUCUUCAGGGUUGUGUUUGAUUUUGGGAUUUUGGUGGGCGUUAUGCUUAUCUGCGCAGACAAAAGGAAGCUAAAUGCGCAUGUUUCUUACCUCGGCGCUGAGUAUGAGUCUGAUGAAAGGGACACAGAGGAGUCUGAGUCAGACGAGGAGGAACAUGCGGAAGAUGAAAAUCAGGGUGAAAUUGAUGAUAUGAGUGAGGAGGCUAAUCGAGGGUCCGGGACGAGAGGCAGGAAAAGGAAAUCCCAAGCUUCGGCGCCGCCCCAUAAACGGAGGAAGAAAUCCAGGAUGGUUGGGGUACAACCAUUUCAAUAUUUCAUCAAGUUUCGAUGCAGAGAGACUGGUGAAGGCGAGCUCUACCCAGAACCGGAGGACGGAACCCUUCGAUUCAAGGACAAGAGAAUGGCGGCAUUCUUGGGCAAAGUCGACAUGCCAUGUGUGGGCGGCCAGAUACCAUUUGCUGCGCGAAAGAUUUCGAACUUGCCAAGGCCCAAUGGAAAAUCAUGGUCGGACUAUUCCGACAGUGAGUAUGAAUAUGCGUGA